Micropterus salmoides (largemouth bass) is the source of this 4518-nucleotide messenger RNA. RefSeq names its product NIMA-related kinase 8 (gene nek8). The record is from RefSeq and is a predicted model, not a curated record. NCBI's taxonomy places the organism in Eukaryota, Metazoa, Chordata, Actinopteri, Centrarchiformes, Centrarchidae. Gene Ontology annotation, biological process: protein phosphorylation. Gene Ontology annotation, molecular function: protein kinase activity; ATP binding.
GUUGCCAGGAGACGGCGGAAACGUUUGGAAGCAUCGAUGGAGAAGUAUGAGAAAAUUAAAGUUGUCGGAAGAGGAGCUUUUGGGAUUGUUCACCUGUGCCGCAGGCGCAACGACGGGGCUUUUGUCAUCCUGAAGGAGAUCCCAGUGGAGCAGAUGUCACGAGAUGAACGUCUGGCAGCUCAAAACGAGUGUCAGGUCCUGAAACUGCUCAACCAUCCAAACAUCAUAGAGUACUAUGAGAACUUCCUUGAAGACAAGGCCCUCAUGAUAGCUAUGGAAUAUGCACCAGGUGGAACCUUGGCUGAUUACAUACAGAAGCGCUGUAACUCUCUGCUGGACGAGGACACCAUCCUUCACUUCUUUGUACAGAUCUUACUUGCCCUGUACCACGUCCACAACAAACUUAUUUUACACAGAGACCUUAAGACACAGAAUAUUCUUCUGGACAAGCACCAGAUGAUUGUCAAAAUUGGUGAUUUUGGCAUCAAAAUCCUUGUCAGCAAGAGCAAAGCUUACACGGUGGUCGGGACCCCAUGCUACAUCUCCCCAGAGCUGUGUGAGGGAAAGCCAUAUAACCAGAAGAGUGACAUCUGGGCUUUGGGCUGUGUGCUCUAUGAGCUAGCGAGCCUUAAGACAUUCGAGGCUGCUAAUCUACCCGCCCUCGUUCUGAAGAUCAUGAGCGGAACAUUUGCUCCAAUUUCAGACCGGUACAGCCCUGAGCUUCGACAGCUCAUCCUCAACAUGCUCAAUCUGGAUCCAUCCAAACGGCCUCAACUAAAUGAAAUAAUGGCUCUGCCCAUAUGCAUCAGGCCCCUGCUUAACCUCUACACAGACAUAGGCAAUGUCAAAAUGCGCAGGAUUGAGAAACCACUGUCUGCUGUGCAAACUGGUUGUCAAGGUAGACCAGGAGGGAGAGUUCCUACCAACAGGUCGAGAGAUGGAUCAGUCAGUUUGGGAUCAGGGAAGCUACAUUCCCUGCCGCUGUCCUCUGUGUAUACGUGGGGAAGUGGUAUAUCAGCGCCUCUCCGUCUGCCGAUGCUCAACACAGAGGUACUUCAGGUGUCUCUGGGCCGCACUCAGAAGAUGGGGGUGACCAAGUCAGGCCGGCUGAUUACAUGGGAGGCGCCAUCAGUGGGGUCUGGUGAGGCCAAUCUGCCUGGUGUGGUGGAGCAAAUGCAGCCUCAGUUCAUUUCACGUUUCCUUGAGGGUCAGUCUGGAGUCACCAUCAAGUCUGUGUCCUGCGGCGAUCUUUUUACCACCUGCAUGACAGACAGGGGUAUUAUCAUGACGUUUGGGAGUGGGAGCAAUGGCUGUCUAGGACACGGUAACUUCAAUGAUGUAACACAGCCCAAGAUAGUUGAGGCACUCCUCGGCUACGAGCUGGUUCAGGUGUCAUGUGGUGCUUCCCACGUACUCGCUGUGACCAAUGAAAGAGAAGUAUUUGCCUGGGGAAGAGGAGACAAUGGUCGCCUCGGGCUAGGCACCCAGGACACACAUAACUCUCCACAGCAGGUGUGUUUACCUGUGGAAUUUGAGGCCCAGAAGGUGGUGUGUGGAGUUGACUGCUCCAUGAUUAUCAGCACCCAAUACAGCAUUGUGGCUUGUGGAAGCAACAGGUUCAACAAGCUUGGGCUGGAUAGAAUAACAGCUGGAGAAGAACCAAAUCCCUCGAAUCAGGUGGAAGAAGUUCAUUCUUACACUCCUGUCCAGUCAGCCCCACUCAGCAGUGAGACGAUUGUUUACAUUGACAUUGGGACUGCCCAUUCUGUGGCUGUUACAGAAAGGGGUCAGUGUUUUACCUUUGGCAGCAAUCAGCAUGGCCAGAUGGGCUGCAGUUCCCGUCGAAACAGCCGUGUGCCCUACCCGGUGCCUGGGCUGCAGGGCAUCACCAUGGCUGCCUGUGGAGAUGCUUUCACCCUAGCUAUUGGAUCUGAAGGGGAGGUGUACACCUGGGGAAAGGGCGCCCGAGGCCGCCUCGGAAGAAAAGAGGAGGAUUCUGGGAUACCGAAGGCGGUGCAGCUUGACGAGAGUCACUCGUUCGCAGUGACAUCAGUGGCCUGUUGUCAUGGCAACACUCUGCUGGCAGUGAAACCUUUGCUUGAGGAACCUGUCCCGAGAUGAUUUUGUUCUAAAAACCUACCCACUCAGCGUUCGUCAUGAAGCCCGGCGGUGGCAUGAGGUGAAAGACAGCUUCCUCGGAAUAACUCCUCCCAGAGGCCCAUCUGUGCUGCAGUUGAAAGAUUCCCUUUCAUACUGCAGCUGUGGCCUCAGACUUUCACUUGGUCUUCCUCUCCAUCUAGUUUUUUCACCCCUUCCUCCUGGAAUGAAUGUUUGUUUCAUUUGGUGGUUUGAUAUCAGGCAGCAAAGCACAUAAAAGGUCAAAACCUGUGUGUUGCGGCAGGUGUAUCUCACAACAGGUGAGUUAAAGGAAUGUUGCAACACUGUUAGCUGGAUUACAGGAAGUCAUUAGGCAGCUUUCACGCAGUGAGCUUUUGUCCUCUCUCACGUGCAGGGUUAGCAUGAUAAAGACCAGUAAAAGCCAAACUGGUUUGAGCUCUCUUAAGCCACUAUUGAAUGAGAUGAUACAAUUCAAAGAAACGCAAAGAAUAAAUGCCACUUGAGUGUUUAGUAACUCAUCAGUCAAAUGAACCAAACACAGUAAUCUUGAUGACGUCGUCAGUGGCCACAUUGUGCUUUAUUGGAUUAGCCCGCCAAUACAUUUGUAACUCAACAGAAGCGUUCAAAUCAGAUAAUGAUGUGUUGUGUAGGGUUCAACUGAACAACGUCUUUAUGACUUAGAGAAUGUGGCUGUGUCCGAAAUCACUCCGUUGUUCACUCGUUCACUUGUUCACUGCUCCUUACACAGUAGACACUCAGUAGUUUACAUUGUAGCGAGCAGUAAAUUGAGAUUUCACACGUAUGAAUCAUCUACAGUUUGCUUAAUCAUUGUAUAUUGUGUAUUGUGUAAACUGUAUUCAUUGGUCUACCAAAGUGAAGUGAGAAUUGAAAACUGCCAAAGUGAAGGAAGAAGUACUAGCAAUACCACAGUUUAGAAAUACUCGGUGUAAGCAAAAGUCAAAAAAGUACUAAUUGCUUAAUAAAAUUGAAUUAGUGUAUAUACUUACAGGUAGGUUAAUCUAUAAUAAUACAUUAUCAAUUAUUAGUUGAUUAUAAUUUGUAUUAAUAAUCUGAAUCUGCAUAGUAAUUAUUAACUUAAGAUGCCAAAUAAAUGUAGUGAAGUAUCGUAUCAUGGAGAUACUGUACUUGGGUACAUUUUUGAGUAAAUGUACUUAGUUACUCUCCACCAUUGGUGGAGGGAAAUCUUUGUAGUACAUAUGUAUUUUUAUAUUUACAUUUCUUGAAUGUUAUCAAAUGUUAUGAUUAUGAUUGUCAUGAUUAUUGUCAUGAUGAAAAAACAAGACAAGGCAAAAAAGACAAGAAUUAUUGUCACAAGUAUCUGAAAUUGAAAUCUGAACUUAAAUGUGCAAUAAGAUGUACAACUCCUGUGAUAAACCAUAUGUUGUAUGAGUUUUCACAGUGAAAAGUCAUCAGACACAUCUUUUUCAGAGAAAAAAAUGGCUGCUAAUGGAUGUGGGGGGGUGAUGUAGCAGUGGGUAAGACACAUGACUUUGGUGUGAGAGACCCAGGUUCAAUUCCCACUGUGAACCAUCCACCAUUGUGGCCCCUAGCAAGACACUUAACCGAUCGUUGCUCCAGAGGCAUGUGACCUCUGACAUGUAUAGCAAUUGUAAGUCGCUUUGGAUAAAAGCGUCAGCUAAAUGAAUAAACCUAAACAUAAAAUGUCUGGAAAUAAAAUAUUAAACAUCCAUAUCGUGACCAGGAAAUGUUACUAAUCUGUAGUUUUCACAGAGCUGUUAUCAAUAUUGUCUAAUAUUUUUUUUUCAGUUAUACUGUAGAUUAAUAUGCUUUUUUCAUCAAUAUAUCAAUAAUCUAAUAAGAAAUUUUGGAGUAAUUAUUUCGUAUUUAAGAUGGGUUCACACCUUUUCUGAGGACAUGGAUCGUUUACCAUUGUUGUCUUGUGUGAUGAUGCAAUGAUGAUGUAAUCUGGUGGCAAUCCAGCAGGUGAAAAAUGAUCUGAAUAUGUGGAUGUACUCUUUAUUUUUCACUGUCAGAAAAAUGAUAUCCAGUUUACGUUUCGUUUAGUGUGUGAGUGUAACAAUUUUAGUCAGGCUUUAUUUUAUGAACAAAGGCAAUAUUUCAACAUGAAAUACAGGGAGAAAAUAUUAUAUUUCUUCACUUUGUCUGCCUGCUCUACCACCAGAGGGCACCUGCCAUGUCUGGCUCUACUGUAGGCCUCUGUAUUAGGUCACUUUUUAUAUUAAUUCCACUUAUACCAUAACAACAAAACCUUCCUCACCUCUGUUUUUUUUUUUUACUAAUUAGACCUAUAUUUGUUUAAUAUUUAAUUAAGUAAUGACUAUGUCUUGUGUACGUAUUAAAGUAUAUUGGUUUACAUCUGCCAAAUAAAUAAUAAAUCUUAAACAUGUGCAUGGAAAA